AUGACGGAAGCAGAAGAUAGAGAGAGAGCCGACAAACUCGCGGCAGCUAAGAAGCGCUUCGAGCAAUUGAAGAAGCAAAAAGAGAGCAAAGCCAAGAAGGCUGCUACGAAAAAGAAGACCGACAAGCCCGAGCCAGAAGCCGAGGCAGCAUCCGCCGCCGAGAAAGCGGACGACAUACCCGAUGAGCCCACAGCCGCCGAGAAAGAUGAAGAGGUACCAGCAGAAGCCACCAUAACACCCCAAGAGCCAGAAGAGGCCCCUCCGCCAUACGACUCUACCAGACCCCCCAACGGCCGCCAACCCUCCAUCUCCAUCCAGUCUAAGCUGCGCUCCGAGUCCUUCCGACGGGGCUCCAGCUCUCAAGACCCAGCCUCCCCUAUAGGAGCGCUCAAAUCGCCCACUUUCUCGCCCACGAGCCUCGCCGGCGAAGGCGCCCACGAGAUCUUUCAGAAGCAGGCACAGCGGAUCGAGGAGCUGGAGCGGGAGAACAGGCGGCUGACGACAGAGUCGCAGGAGGCAGUUGCGCGGCGGCGGAAGGUAGAGGACGAGCUUGAGGAGCUGAGGGAGGCGAGCGCGGAGGUUGCGGAGUUGAGAUGCCGGGCUUCGGAGGCGGAUGAGAGGAAGGAAGAGCUGGAGAAGCUGAAAGCGGAGCUCGCGGGUCUCGAGCGCCAGAACGCGCACCUCCAGUCCCAAGCCUCCAAGUCCUUACGGCGCGUCUCAUCUUCCAGCCCCGCCACGAUGGACGACCUAGCCGCCCAACUCGCCUCAAAGGCCUCCACCAUCGAGAAUCUCGAACUCACCAUCUCGAACUUACGGACCCAACUCUCCGCCUCCGUGACUCUGACCACAGACCAAGCCGUCGACAUAACCGGCCUGGAAGCCUCCCUCGAGCGCGCGACCCAGGCCGCCUCUACCUCCGCCGCCGAGCUCGCCGAGCUCAAAGCAACACUCGACAGCGCGGCCUCAGGCGCCGCGCAGGAAAGCACCUCCCUCACCUCCGCCACAACACGUAUCGCGCAGCUCGAAGCCGAACUCAGCGCCGCCCACCGCACCGCCGAGACCGCCGCCGCGCGCGCCGCGACGCUGGAACGCAAAGUCGAGGCGCUGACGUCGCUGCACCGCGAGGCAGAUGCGCGGAACCAGGCUCGGCUCCGCGACGCCGAGACCCAGGAGCGCGAGGUGCGGGAUCUCCGCUCGCAGCUCGCCGCGCUGCGGAACGAGAACGAGCGGCUGCGCGUAGCCGGGGAGAGCGCGCGCAAAGCCGCCGCCGCCGCCGUGCACGGCGGGCACGUCUUCAGCGACGAGGAGGGCGUCGAGGAGCUCGAGGAUGAGGAGCGCGUGGGGCUGAGGAGCCGGGUCCGCGAGCUCGAGGACGAGGUCUUCGACCUGCGGCGCGGUGUUUGGCGGGAUAGGAGGAGGGAGAUGCAACCGGACCCCACUGCGGCCAACGACUUCGAUGAGGUCGAUUUGUCGGGCAGUGCGUCGCCACCGCGGAGAGAGCAGGCUGCGAGGGGCAGCAGCCUUCAGGACGUCAUCAGCAGCGGUAUCAGCGCGUUCACGGGGGGCAGCGGGGGGAGGAAACCCUCGCAGAGUGCGACGAGGCAGCCGCAGCAGCGGAAGCAGAGUCUAGGCCUCCUGAGCGAGGAUGCAGAUUUUGCGUUCGAUGAGGAUGCGUUUAGGGUUGCGCAGGAGGAGGAGGCUAGGAAGAGGGUCGAGAGGGUCAGGGAGGUUAAGAGAGGGCUGAAGCAGUGGCAGGGGUGGCGGGUCGAUAUUGUGGAUGUUAGGGCGGGAAUUGGGGGUGUGUUUGAUGUGUAA
Coniosporium apollinis CBS 100218 is the source of this 1815-nucleotide messenger RNA. RefSeq lists its product as uncharacterized. The record is from RefSeq and is a predicted model, not a curated record. The transcript has 3 exons. Bases 1 to 1815 code for a protein of 604 amino acids. NCBI's taxonomy places the organism in Eukaryota, Fungi, Ascomycota, Dothideomycetes.